AUGGGCCUGGGGGCAGGCCGCCGGCCCACCAUGCUGCUGGGCCCCUGGCUGGUGGCGGUGGUGGCGGUGGUGACGGCGGGUGCCGGUGCAGGCUGCCCGGUGCUGUGUACGUGCCGCGGGCAGGCGGUGGACUGCAGCGGGCAGCGGCUCUUCUCAGUGCCCGCCGAGCUGCCCUUGGACACCGGCAACCUCAGCCUGGCCCACAACCGCAUCGCCAGCAUCCCGCUGGGCUACCUGGCCUGCUACGCCCAGCUGCGCGUCCUCGACCUGCGCAACAACUCGCUGGCCGCACUGCCCGCCAGGCUGUUCCUGGGCGCCCGCCGCCUCACCCACCUGGACCUCAGCUACAACAACUUCAGCCUGGUGACGGCCGACAUGUUCCUGGAGGCCAGCGAGCUGCUGCGCCUCGACCUCAGCCACAACCCCUGGCUGUGCACGGUGCACCCCAGGGCCUUCCGCGGGCUGGCGCAGCUGCGGGAGCUGGACCUCAGCUACGGGGGGCUGUCGGCCCUCAGCCUGGACGCGCUGGAGGGGCUGACGGGGUUGGUGACCCUCCGGAUCGGCGGCAACCCCUGGGUGUGCGGCUGCGCGAUGGAGCCCUUCCUCAAGUGGCUGAAGAGCCGCAUCCAGCUCUGCACGUCAGAUUCGCAGCUGGCCAAGUGCCAGGCUCCCCCCGAGGUGAAGGAGGUGCCCCUCUUCUCUCUGACGGAGGAGAGCUUCAAGGCGUGCCACCUCACCCUGACCCUGGAUGACUAUCUCUUCAUCGCCUUCGUGGGCUUCGUGGUCUCCAUCGCGUCAGUGGCCACCAACUUCCUGCUGGGCAUCACGGCCAACUGCUGUCACCGCUGGAGCAAAGCCAGCGAGGACGAGGAGGUUUAGGACCACUGUCACCGCCAUGAAGCUGAGCUGAGCUUGAAGCCCCAGCUGCUGGGACAGUGGAGGCAGCAGCAGGGGGGUGCAGGGGAGACCCCAGACCAGGAGCUCGGGGAGACAGAGCAGGGUCUGCAGCCGGAGCAAACCCCAUGUGAGAAAGAACCCCAAAAGCAGCACGUGCCUUGGGGGAUACUGAUGCCCACUGCCUGGGGAGAAAAGCACGGAAAUCGCCGCUUUCAGCCCAAAAACAGCACUGGUAGAACAAGAGCCAGCAGCCUCCUGUUCCCCAAAUCCAGCUUGUUCUCUGCAGCUAAGGGCCAAGCCCAGGACAUGGCGCUCAUUGGGAACAGCCCCAGAUGCUGGUGACACUUGCCACAACUUGGACAUGCAGACAGCACCAGAGCUACAAGCGUUGAAGCCCCGCAAGCAUCUCCUUUUACCAGCCACUUCCUACUCCUUCCCCUUCUCCUCUCAAGUUUUGUGCAGGUUUUGGGCCAUACCUGGCACCCAGCCUGGCCAGACAGCUUGGGGAACCAUUGUUGGGAGGCAAAAGGAACUCCAAAGAAAUGAAAAAAAAAGAAGAAAAACCCACAAAGCUACUGGCCUCUCUGUCCAAGCAGGAUGGCCACUGCUCUCAUGUGUGUUUUACGCUGUCUUCAUGGCCAUCCCUGCAGAGCGUAGGGCUGAAGACUGACUCUUCCACUCCAGCUGUAAAACUCCCGCAGUCACGUAGCACUUUGCUGCCAAGAUAUGUUUGCUCCCAUCCUUGCCCUCUGAGGGACUCUGCUUGGGACAGCCCCCCCACCCCUUACACCCUCCCUGGAGCCAUUCCUUCUGCCAGACACAUCUCAAGGAGGGGCUUCCCGUGAGCUGUUCAGUUUUCUGUGUUUCCCAUGUGUGUAGCUGGAGUGUAGAUGUGCCAUUUAUAAACAAACCGACCAAAACAAAACCAAAACAAAACCACAAGAAAAAUGGGGAAAAAUAAGGCAACUUCUGGCUUGGUGACCCCAUUCCCAUGCUGAACCGGGAGCCCUGACUGCAGCGUGGAGAGAAGGCUGGGUGCACAUCACAGCAGUCCCUGUGCCAUGGAUCCAUGGCGAGUCUGAACCUCUGGCAGUGCUGUAGCUCCAGGCUGCACCCCACAAACCCCAUGCCUGUAGGAGAGUAGAACCCUCCCAUGUUGUUUCCUGGGAUAGGGGCACUUGGAAUCCCUUUUUUCCUUCUUUUCUUUUUGCUAAGUCUUCUCUCUCCCUGCCAAAGCAGCCUCUGAAGACCAUGGACAAAACGUGCAUUUCCUCCAGCAGUUCCAGACCCCACUAUUGGGCGAUAGAGGAGAAAGUGUAAAUGCUAAGCUCCCAAUAUCCAUGAAUUCAACCAGACCCAUUUUCUGCCUUUCUGAAGCAAAAGGGCCUACCUUCACACUUCGCCUUCCUGCACGGUGGGCAGGGGACCGAGGACGUUGAUGAUCUGCCACUUCUGUCCAACAGCAGUCGGUGCUGGUGCAUGACUCUGGGUGCUGGGUCCCCACACCACUGUCCCUGUGUCAUGGCCAUGUCCUGUCCUGCAGCCUGGGGAUUGCAGGGCGUGGGGGCAGCCAUCGGCCUCCUCCUGUCCUCUUUGUCCUUCAUCUUUUUCCCUUCCAUUCCCUCUCCCCUUCCCUUCUCUCUUUUCUUCUCCUCUUUCUAUCCCUCUCUCUUUCCUCCUUUUCCCUCUCCUCUCCCCUUCCCCACGCUAUGCCAAGCACUGCCAGAUGGGGAAGGAGAGGGGGGAAAUGCCGAGUUUGAGUCCCCCGGACUUUGUACAGAGCACAUUUUAUAAACGUGUACUUUUGUAACAGUGAGCACUUUU
Centrocercus urophasianus (Greater sage-grouse) is the source of this 2721-nucleotide messenger RNA. It is a transcript of the gene LRRC55, whose product is annotated as leucine rich repeat containing 55. Lineage: Eukaryota; Metazoa; Chordata; Aves; Galliformes; Phasianidae. The transcript is spliced from 3 exons. Gene Ontology annotation, cellular component: voltage-gated potassium channel complex. The record is from RefSeq and is a predicted model, not a curated record. Bases 1 to 879 code for a protein of 292 amino acids. Gene Ontology annotation, molecular function: voltage-gated potassium channel activity; transmembrane transporter binding; potassium channel activator activity.